Molecule: messenger RNA, 612 nt
Organism: Musca domestica (house fly)
Lineage: Eukaryota; Metazoa; Arthropoda; Insecta; Diptera; Muscidae
Product: general odorant-binding protein 56h-like
Exons: 2
Coding region: 91-513 (140 amino acids)
Biological process (GO): sensory perception of smell
Molecular function (GO): odorant binding
Source: RefSeq, a predicted model, not a curated record
CACUGACAUUUCAUAAAAAGGCAAUUAUUUGUUCAACAACAUUGCAAAACAUUUUCAAUUUAGCCCCAGGACGGAACCGCAACACGUUUGAUGAUCAUGAAAUAUUUCAAAAUAUUAACACUCAUGAUAGUUUACGGCCUGGUCGCCGCCAUUGAGGCCAGUGGUGAGGAGGAAUUUAAAAAUAUUAAAGCUGCCUGUGAGCAGGAACAUCCUCUCGAUUCGGAUGAGGUAAUCGAUUUUGGUGAAGACCCCGCAAAUAAUGUAAACGAUCACGUCAAGUGUUUCCUGGAGUGUUUGUUCAAAAAACAAAAUAUCCUCAAGAAUGGCAUUGUCGAUGUGAAGGCUUUAAUUAAGUCCUUGGAAAUUUAUCCUUCGUUUAAGUCACGUAAUCAUCAGGUUUUGCAGGCUGUCGAUAAUUGCCAUACCGAGAGGGGGCCAAAUGAUUGUGAAACUGCCUACAAAUUGAUGAUGUGUUUGAAAAAUCAUGCUGCCGAUGUCUAUGGCAAUGAAUAGCCUUUCAAUGAAAAUGUGUCAAUUUAUUAUUCAUAAAAAAGUUGUAUGCAAAAAUACAUAAAUACACGACUUUGUUUUACACUUGUUGUUAUUGAGAUA